This is a messenger RNA of Centropristis striata (black sea bass), 1650 nucleotides long. It is a transcript of the gene grk7b, whose product is annotated as G protein-coupled receptor kinase 7b. Gene Ontology annotation, biological process: protein phosphorylation; signal transduction; regulation of signal transduction. Gene Ontology annotation, molecular function: rhodopsin kinase activity; ATP binding. Gene Ontology annotation, cellular component: cytoplasm. The coding region runs from base 1 to 1650 and encodes 549 amino acids. The transcript has 4 exons. Lineage: Eukaryota; Metazoa; Chordata; Actinopteri; Perciformes; Serranidae. The record is from RefSeq and is a predicted model, not a curated record.
AUGGCGCAGGACGGAUCCUACUUCGAUGACCUGCCGGGGCUGGACAACCUGGUGGCCAACACGGCCUACCUGCACGCUCAGCGCAUAGACCGGGAUAAGCUGAGGAAGCAGAGGCUGAACCUGACGCUGCCCAAACCAAAGAUGUCCUCUGCUCUCAUAGCAGCAGUAGGGAGGAAGUACGAGUCACUGUGUGAGCGACAGCCCAUCGGCAAGAAGUUGUUCCAGCAGUUUCUCCUGACCUCUAACCCACAAUAUGUGGUAGCUACUGAGUUCCUGGAGGCGCUGAGUGACUGGAGCGUCACUGAGGAUGAACACAGAGAGGAAGCCAAACAGAGCAUCCUCGCUAAGUUCUGUCAGCCCGGAUCCAAGAGUUUUCUCUCAUACCUUACAGGAGAGCCAGCUGAAAGGCGCAGGGCCUUAUCUGAAAAGAAAUUUGAGGUGAUGUUGGACGACAUAAAGGAAGACACAAGAGACUACCUGAGGGGGAAACCUUUCACGGAGUAUCUGAAUAGCCCCUUUUUUUACAAGUUCUUGCAGUGGAAGGAGUACGAGAAGGAGAGGAUCCAUGCCAGAUACUUUUAUGAGUUUAGGACUUUGGGAAGAGGUGGCUUUGGUGAGGUGUGUGCGGUGCAGGUGAAACACACAGGUCAGAUGUACGCCUGCAAGAAGCUGGAUAAAAGGCGAUUGAAGAAGAAAAGUGGCGAGAGAAUGGCCCUCACGGAGAAGCAGAUCCUGGAGAAGGUCAACAGCCUCUUCAUCGUGAACCUGGCUUAUGCGUACGACAACAAGACCCACGUGUGCCUGGUCAUGGACCUCAUGAAUGGAGGAGACCUCAAGUACCACAUCUACGAGCUUGGGGAGCGGGGUAUCCGUAUGGAGCGUGUUGUUCACUACAUGGCCCAGAUAACCACUGGGAUCCUCCACCUGCACUCCAUGGACAUCGUGUACCGGGAUAUGAAGCCUGAGAACGUGCUGCUGGACGCUAAGGGACACUGUCGGCUCUCAGACCUGGGACUGGCUGUGGAGCUGCCAAAAGGCAAAACAAUCUGCCAGAAGGCUGGUACGACGGGCUACAUGGCCCCUGAGAUCCUGCGGCAGGAGGACUACAGCACGUCGGUGGACUGGUGGGCUCUGGGCUGCAGCCUGUAUGAGAUGGUGGCCGCCCGUUUGCCUUUCAAAGACUUUAGAGAAAAGGUGCAGAAUGAGGAGGUGACUCGCCGCACUCUGGAGGAUGAUUGCAAGUUUGAACACAAACAUUUUGAUGCUCCCACCAAAGACCUCAUCAGCCGCUUCCUCAGGAAGAAGCCGGCUCAUCGCCUCGGGGGCCGUAAUGAAGACCCACGAAACAAUGCCUUUUUUAAGAACAUCAGCUUCAGACGUCUGGAGGCGGGGCUAGUGGAGCCCCCCUGGGUGCCAAAAUCCAACGUGGUCUACGCCAAGGACACGCAAGAGAUCAGGGACAUCUCUGAUGUCGAGGAUGUAAGCUUUAACGCCAAAGAUGACAAAUUCUUCAAGCAGUUCAGCACGGGCGCAGUCUCCAUCACCUGGCAGAAGGAGAUGAUCGACACGGGAGUGUUCGACGAACUGAACAACCUCGAACAGAACGGCAAGAAGACCAUGUGGGAAUCCAGGAUGUGCAUUAUUUUUUAA